AUGGGUGUCUGUGCCUCUUGCCUUGGCGGAAAUCGCCAUGAGUCUCCUGAGCCCGAGUCAUCUCGUCUGCUCGACGACGACCCUUAUCAAGCCGGUUAUGGCUACGGGGCGCUCAACCACGCACAGCAGACUAGCCAACCGGAUCCGGAAUACGUGAGGCGCGAGAGGGAGGCCUUGGAUUCUAUCUGCCAACGAACUUCAGACUCGGUAAUUGAUAUUUGGUCCCUUCAACCUCAACCACAUCUCCAACCUCAAGCAACCCUCCACACACCCAUGUCUGCAUCUCCGGCCCAGUCACAGAAAGGCGACUCUACAAUCAUCGCCUCUGCAUCUCGCUCAACUUCAAGCCGUCCUUCCUCCGGCGCCGACGGCAAUGUACCCAAACACUGGGGUGAAGUGAUCGUCAAUCCAAACAAGAAGCGCUCCCGACCCGACAUGAAGGCCGAUAUCAAGGUUAAGCAUGAUGUAUUCGGGGUCUUGAACGUCAACUAG
Molecule: messenger RNA, 492 nt
Organism: Penicillium nucicola
Lineage: Eukaryota; Fungi; Ascomycota; Eurotiomycetes; Eurotiales; Aspergillaceae
Product: LAMTOR1/MEH1 family protein
Exons: 3
Coding region: 1-492 (163 amino acids)
Biological process (GO): endosomal transport; regulation of receptor recycling; positive regulation of MAPK cascade
Cellular component (GO): Ragulator complex; membrane raft; late endosome membrane
Source: RefSeq, a predicted model, not a curated record